AGUUAAACAGCAACAGAGCUCAACAGCACCCACCACUGAGGGAGCUGAAGGGACCCAGUCUAGCGGGAACGGCAAGGUCUAAAUCUGCUGUAGACUUCAUCACUUACAAAGACAUGUUUCAGCAGAUACAGAGUAGGGAUGAAGGACCGGCCAUCUAUGAGAUGUUUGCUGGUCCUAUCUAUGAAAACCUUCGAGUUUCCAGCUCCUGUGAGAAAGUUAAGGAGAGACACGUGCAGUCUGCUCCGUCUAGGAAGACACAGCAGUGCCAUAAAGUCAAACACAGACCACUGAAACAAGGGCAGAGUAAACUGAGGAGAAGUGCAGGAGAGUGUAUGGUGGUUUCAGCUAAAAGCAAACCAAAACCUGCGUCCUCUAGGGUGAGACCUCACCUCACACCCGUAUCAAGGAAAGGCACACAGAAAAUGAAGGAUAUACCUAUAUUGGAUGGGGACACAGAGGCUGAUCCAGUUCUCUCUAAGGAUGUUGACAUUUGCCAUAAUAGUGCUCAAGAAAAGGCUGAAGAUCACACGUUAUGUACCAUAGAGGAGGCUCUUUCUAGAUUUGGGUCUGAAACAUUGAAAUCAAAUCACAAAACAUUGACUACGCAAGCAACUUCAUCUCAUGUUGAAGAUUUUAGUCACAUGCACAUGAAUAAGCAAGAACAAAACCGGAAUUCAUCAAUAGGAUCUCAAAGCCCCCAAAUGCUGAAGAUCAACACUUGCAGCAGCAUCCACACUAUCAUGUCACCAGUUUACCAGAAGUUUCUGGAUGAAGUGGGGGACGGGCCGCUUACAGAUGACCUGUUGCAAUGUCUGGCUGAGGAGCUGAUCUCACUGGACGAGAGGGACGUAUCCAUCGGCCCAUGUCCUGAUAACCUGGGACUGAGUAAAGACGAGUCCCGCAGAGAAGACAAUCCAGUAUCAGAAAGAAAUGCAUUUCAUGAGGUUCAUUCAACAGACAAUGCUGCUUUGCUUGGCUCUGGGUUGGUUGUAGAUGACACCAUCACAUGGACAAAGGGUGAAGUACUCGGGAGGGGAGCCUAUGGGACAGUGCACUGUGGGCUGACCAGCCAGGGCCAGCUGAUAGCUGUGAAGCAGGUGAGUUUGGAUGCCUCUGAUCCUGACGCUGCAAAGAGGGAGUACAGUCGUUUGCAGCAGGAAGUGGAGCUGCUUAAAACUCUUAGACACACCAACAUUGUGGGCUUCCUGGGUACCUCACUUCAUCAGCAUGUGGUUUCCAUCUUCAUGGAAUACAUACCAGGAGGAUCCAUCGCUAGCAUCCUUCACAGGUUUGGUCCUCUGCCCGAGCGUGUCCUGGCUCUAUACACCCAUCAGAUCCUGGAGGGGGUGGCCUACCUUCACCUGAACAGAGUGAUUCAUCGUGACUUGAAGGGAAACAACGUCAUGCUGAUGCCCACAGGUGUCAUCAAGCUCAUAGACUUUGGCUGUGCACGCCGUCUCAGCUGCCUUAACCACACUGCUAGCAACAGCGGAGAUGUUCUCAAGUCUGUCCAUGGCACACCUUACUGGAUGGCACCAGAGGUUAUCAAUGAGACAGGAUAUGGCAGGAAGUCAGAUAUAUGGAGUGUGGGUUGCACAGUAUUUGAGAUGGCCACAGGGAAACCACCACUGGCACACAUGGACAAGAUGGCUGCCUUGUUCUACAUUGGGGCUCAAAGAGGGUUGAUGCCCUCCUUACCAGAUGGGUUUUCGGAUAAUGCCAAAGAUUUUGUAAAAAUCAGCUUGACGAGUGACCAGAGAUUGCGGCCAUCUGCAGAGCAGCUGCUGAAGCAUUCAUUCAUCCCCCAAAAUGAGAGUGGAGUGAAAGCUUGGAAAACACAGAAAAAGAACUGCUGUGGUCACCCAGAGGGACAUUGUGGUUAACAAGGAGUUACGCUACAACAGAAUAUUUUUGAGUACAAGGGGACAUUUAAUGAUUCAAUUUAGAUUGUGACUCAAAACAUGUCUUUCUUUUGCCACCCUUGGAGGGGCCUGCCACAUAUCCCCAGGGAUCCACCUGUUGUGUGUUUAGGAGCAUGGGCCCCUAAAACUCAGUACAUGAAAAGCACUUUUAUGUUUCACUUGAUAGAACCUAUAAAAUGUGAACAGAUAGAUGCCAGAUUGUUAUUACCGACCUAUAGCAAUCUAAUAAAUGUGCCAAUCUUAUAAAUACUGUAAUUUUCAAUUUAUACGUGCAGCUCUAGGUGUCCGUGACGCGUGAUAUUUAGGUUCUUAUAAAAUAUGUAAUCCAUUUUGCAGCAUACAUGACAUUAUACUAUACAUUAUAAGCAAGCAUUUUCAGGGCUUAGAAUGUGAACUACUAUGUCCCGUUAGCUUUCCUCUGAGUUAUUGCAGAAUCAUUGUGUAGAAUAUUGCCUAAGAGACACUCAUAAGAACUUUACUUACUACAAGCUACUAAUCAAGCAUAUCUCAUGUUCAAAUCUAUAAAAGCAGAAUGUUUCUUCACUCCUAGGUUCUAGUAACAUGGAUAUAUGCAUAAUAAAUGACAGCAACAACCAGG
This is a messenger RNA of Micropterus salmoides (largemouth bass), 2520 nucleotides long. It is a transcript of the gene map3k19, whose product is annotated as mitogen-activated protein kinase kinase kinase 19. Gene Ontology annotation, molecular function: protein kinase activity; ATP binding. NCBI's taxonomy places the organism in Eukaryota, Metazoa, Chordata, Actinopteri, Centrarchiformes, Centrarchidae. The record is from RefSeq and is a predicted model, not a curated record. The transcript is spliced from 6 exons. Bases 114 to 1883 code for a protein of 589 amino acids. Gene Ontology annotation, biological process: protein phosphorylation.